CAUGGGGGCCAGGCACGCUUCUCCCUCCGUGGACUGGCCAGGUGGGACUCGGCAUCGAGCUUUCUGGACGGUUGGCUCCUCACAGACUGUGCUGAUCUCCAUGAUGCCGCGGGCUUAUGAAAUGGCAUCAGCGGGUUGCAGCAGAACACACUGGGCGGUCCCGUCACCGAGCAGCUGCGGGGCCUGGUCUCUCCCACUCUCCCUCACACACACCCCUCCAGUUGCCCGGGGGCGUCGGAGCCCUGCUUCCGCCUACGCUGCCGUUGUUCCUUGUCUGGUCUUGGCCUGGAGAUACCACAUGAGGCCACCGAGGAAUGAGGGACUUUGCAGGAGCCAGGGCAGGGACCAGGAAGGGCCUGAGGUGGAAGCAGGAACGGGCGAGUGGCGAGUGCCCCUUCUGUUGUCCUCUUCUCAACCUCAUGGACACAGGAGCUGGCCUGGGGUCUGCCCUUGGAGGUCUCGGCCGGGCAAGCUUCCGUUCUGCCGCCUGGGGUCAUGCCAGGGAAGGCCAGAGGGCAUCGCCUCCGCCCUGGCACUGCCCGCUGAGGGCCCUUUCUUCACCAAGACUGAGAGACCAACGAGGCCACGCCAGAACCGGCCACCCCGUGGCACUGAUGAGGACAAAGGUUCUCAAAGACCAACAUCAGGCCCUGAGGAGGAGGGCGUUACAGUCUGUCAUGGGGGCGUCCGGGUGUCCUGCAUUGGAGUCCCAGUAGAGGUCACGGUCCCUGGCAGGUAUUCUGGACAUCGAGAUGAACCAGAAACUGGAGAGGGGCCCAGCAGCCUUCCUCAGGACUCACUCCUGGGUGGCCCUGCACGUCAGAUGGCAGGACAGGCCUCACCGGGAGAGCAUCGUCCCUCCUGGCUGCCAUCAGCUGAGAGCAGAACCUCUCUGCAAGCCCGAAGGCCCAUCCUGACCGGAGCCUUCCUGGGAGUCGGCUCUGCCCUCCUCCCAGGUGAGGAGGUCUGUGAGAGCUGGACCCGGCAGCCCAGCCUGCAGGACACUCGGGUCUUCCUUGGAACUUCCCUGGCACACGCAAGGCCCUGGGUUCCAUUCCAGCACCUCCAAAAAAAGAAAAAAAAUGCCAGCACGUUUGGCCCUGAACUGCUGGCUGCCAGCUCUCCAGGACCCAGCUGAGACGUGCCGUGAGGUCACUGGAAUCGUCAGCAGCACAGUGCCCUGCCUCGGACCCUAGCUGGCCCCUCCCCUCCGCCCACACCCACGGGGUUUCCUGCUCUGCGCCUGGUCCAUUUUCUGCGGCAUACAUGGUACCAUGGGUGGGGUUUGUCUGGCUCACAGUUCUGGUCCCAGGUCAAGGGCCUGCCUCUCAUACUCAAAUCGCCAGCUGGAAACACCUGUCCUCCUUUAGCUGGGCUUCAUGAGGACCGGGGGAGAGUCGCCCUGGGCAGGAGCCUGCCAUCCCACACACCAGAGCAAGACGGCACACAGGAGCACAGUGCCCUGCCACCCGCGUGGCACCGUGCCACCGUUGGGGCCUGUCUGAUAAAAAGACUGGUACCCAUAGCACCUCUGCUUUUUCUCUCACCAAAAUAUUUGCCAUCUUUUUUUUGUUUUUUUUUAACGGCGUAGGCUUUGUCUUUCAGCGCAGUGCUGGUCGCUGGCUGCUGUGGCCACAAGCCAGCACCCAUGCUGCCUUGUCACCUGGAGUCGGAGCUUACGUGUGCCUCUGCUCUGGGUGUUUCGAGUUCUGUGGUUUCUGACGACCGUCGUGCGCCACUGCCAGGAAACUGCCUCCGGAGUACCUGGCUGCCCUCGGGAGGACCCUGGGAAAGAGGCCGCUCCAGGCUUUGUUUUUGUUUUCGGUACUGGGAAUUGAACCCGGGGCACUUGGCCGCUGAGUCACGUCCCCAACCCUUUUUAUAUUUUAUUUAGAAACAGGCUCUUACUAAGCAGUUGCUCAGGCGAGUGCUAAAUUAUGAGGCUGACUUUGAACUCCCAGUCCUCCUGCCUCAGCCUCCCAAGCCACUGGGAUUACAGGCAUGUGCCACCACACCCACAGAGACUCCUCCGGUUUUACCGCUGGUCUCCCCAGAGGAACAAAGUUAAAGACGCACGCUGGAAAGGCACUGUUUGCACUUCUGGAGAACUCAAGUAAUCAAGCAUCAAGCCGUCUUUCAGACCUUCAAGAGGACACAGACCCACCGGGCAGUGUGAGGGGCAACUGCACGCAAAUGCGCCAUUGGUCUAGUGAAGUCUUCGGCAGUUGCAUGUUGGUGGCACACACCUGUGUCCCAGCUACUCAGGAGGAACGAAAACUGCUGUGUGCCAUCCUGGACUGAAUCCUGAAUCCUGAAUCUGGUGUCUAAAAGGUCAUUACUGGGCAGCAGGUGGCGCUGUGACCAGUAGGUGGCUGCCCAUGUGGAGUGAGCUCUGCUGGGGUUGGGGUGGAAGGAUGACCACAGAAUAUUGAACGGUGAGCUCGAAUAUCGGAAGUGAACAAUCAUCAAGGUGAGUGUGGAAGUGAACAAAGGUACCCGGAAGGCUGCACACCCAUCCACCGCAACGCCUCCUCUGCCAGGCAGGUGCAGACAGACAGACUGAUGGACCACGUAGGCCUGUCGCCCUCUCAACCUCGAAGCCCACUGGUCCCUCCUGCCUGGACCAGGACCCCUUCUGACUUUUCCCUUCUCCAACGGAAUUCUAAGACUUGUCCCUCUGCCCUCAAAAUUCCACUUGUCCCUCCUUUGAGAACGUUCUGCAUUUUUAACAAAAACCCUAAAGGGUUACUUAUGCUCAUAGAACAUUUUACCUUCUGUUAGCUCCUUCUGUGGUAACAUGGCCAGAUGGUUAACUGCAGAUGGGUCUGAGAGCAGGCCCCUCUCCCUCUGGGCUCCAGACUGGGUCCUCAGGACCCGUUGUCCACUCCCACUUCACUGGCAUGACUGGCCAGGAGGCAGGGCCCUGACGCUAGUACCAAAUCCUGGCCGACCCAGCCUAGUGAUGCAGUUGUCACCUGGAGACACAGCUGGACCCUGGGGAGGUGACCCCUCCCUGGGAGGCUUGCUCAGUGAGGUGAUUUAUUAGAAGUGGAACGAUCAUUUUGCCGACACUAAUGAACUCAGAGAAAGAGUGACCUUGGCACUCCCGGCAUGGCAGCCCGCUCCUUCCCUGCCACUAACCAGGCCGAGGGCAAGGGGCCGAGGAAGCCCACCAGCUUAUCGUGCGAAAGCGGGGGAAUGUCUGAGCAGUCGUCUGAAGUCAGUUUGGGGACUCUGGAAGCUUGUAGUCUCUGCCGUCCCUGCUAGGUCUUGAGACUGUGUCCUGAGCUGUAUUGAGAUUUCUGACGUGUGGGUUCAUGUCUUCCAUCAAACUUGGGGGCUUCCCAACCGCAGUUGUCUUCAAAUGUACUUUGAAGCCUGGACUUGCGACUUGGUUCCCCUGCCAGGUGCUCCUGGUGGCGUUCUCUCUCUGGCGAGGUGGGCUUCUCGUGGUUUCCUGUAGCAUCCGGGCAGGUACAGCGGACGUGAACUCGUGUCAUAAAGGCAACGUCCGGCUUCCGAGGCCGGCUCCCUUCAGUCCCUGUCUGCAGGGCCUUCCUUCCGUGCUGGUUUACAUGCCUCAUGAAGUUUCGUGGAAGGCUGGACGCCUUCAACGUCAUCACGGAGCAGCUCGGGGUCGGGUCCUCCGCCCUCUCCAGGAAUCUGGGUGACAUUCAGAACGUGUGAAUGUGGCGGCAGCUGCACACGCUGGUGCUCCCUCCUGCUCUCCUGUGCACAGACCUGCCCCCCAGCACCCACCACCGGGUCCUCGGAGCCCAUGGAGGGUCCUUUCCCCAGGAAGCCCCUGCCGCACACCCGUCCUCUGCCCAGGCCUGGCCUCCCUCCUGCAGCAAGAGACCAUAGGAGGUUGGGUCUGUGACCGCAGGGGCCCAGGGCCUGGCAGGACCUGUCUGUGGCCUCGUUGGUAUUCUCACGAAGCAUCCAGCUUUGAGACCCUGCGCUUGGCCCGGAUAUCAGUGUGGCCCCCUGUCCUUGUUCUUUACCUGACCCUCCUGAGCGAGUGGCAGAGGUGGUGGGGAGGUGCAUGGUUGGCCGUGACGCUGGCUUUGCUGACGCUGAUGCUCACAUUAACCUGGUCUGCAUGUGCCCGUGCGGUGCUGCGCUCUGAGCCACACAGGCUGCCGUGUCCUCGGGCUCUCGUGCAUGUGCUGGGGGAGGCCCCUGGCUCUGCCCGCCUCCCCUCCGGCGGAGCCUCCGGCCCUGCAGGAGCUCGGCCACUGUUGGGGUGUUAAUGAAGGAUCUGGGCUGAUGCUAACCAUCUGAUUUCCUUUUUCCCUUCCACUUUUUGUUUUGUUUUGUUUUGUUUCU
This is a messenger RNA of Sciurus carolinensis (gray squirrel), 4329 nucleotides long. RefSeq lists its product as uncharacterized. The transcript is spliced from 2 exons. The record is from RefSeq and is a predicted model, not a curated record. The coding region runs from base 2 to 1138 and encodes 378 amino acids. NCBI's taxonomy places the organism in Eukaryota, Metazoa, Chordata, Mammalia, Rodentia, Sciuridae.